AGUAUUAGUACACUGAGUAUUAUUGUCGAUACAAAGAAGAUCAACCAAUGCUGUUCUGAGCCUGUGCACACGUUUCGCGUUCUUGUAGUUGUUGGUGUCCGUAGUGCUUCCAAUAUGGCAGAGUACAAAGGAGCUUCCAGUGAGAGCGGGCGAGCUGCGUAUCUGCAGAAGAAGAGAGAAAAUGCCAAGGAGGAAUUGGAAAAAGAAAAACACAGAAUUGUGCAGGAGAACAAACAACGCCUUGGCAUCAUCAAUAACAAGUUUGCAUCUCACAUCGAUGUCGUCGAACAGCAGCUCAAAUCCACCACCGUCGGCUUGGUGACGUUGGAUGAAAUGAAAGCGAAACACGAGAGUCUGGUGGAGCAGCAUUCCAAGAAGCUAGCCGGUGCCGUCGAAGGAAAGGAGGAAGAAAAGAAGAGAGAAAAGAAGCGGAGGGAGGCAAACGCCAAGAGACAGUCCAAGCAAGUCCUAUCAUUCGGCGGUGACGAGGAAGACGAAGAUGGUGAUGGAUCAAGUGACGACGACAGACCACCGCCACCGGCAAAGAAAAAGAAGUUUGGAAAGGACCCCACAGUCGACACAUCCUUCUUACCCGAUCAGGAGCGAGAGGAAGCUGAGAGGCGCGAACGUGAACAGCUGCAGACAGAGUGGAAGGCUCAGCAGGAGAAGCUGAAAAGUGAGGAAAUUGUAAUCACGUACAGUUACUGGGAUGGCACCGGACAUCGAAAGGUCGCUAGGAUGAAGAAGGGCAACUCCAUCCACGACUUCCUCAAUGCCUGUAUGAAGGAAUUGCGGGACCAUUUCACAGAGUUGAGAGGUGUAUCCACGGAGAACCUGAUGUAUAUCAAGGAAGAUCUUAUCAUCCCUCAGCACUACACCUUCUAUGACUUUAUCGUGACCAAAGCACGUGGAAAAUCAGGUCCUUUGUUCAGCUUCGAUGUUCACGAUGAUGUCCGAAUGGUGAACGAUGCUAACACGGAGAAACACGAGUCUCAUGCUGGUAAAGUGGUGUGCCGUAGCUGGUACGAACGUAACAAGCACAUCUUUCCGUGCAGUCGAUGGGAACCCUACGACCCGGCCAAGAAGUGGGAGACAUACACGAUUUCUGAUGGGCCCAAGCCAAAGUGAGGCGUCAGAACGAGCUCUGAUCCUAUCUAGUGCUGUUGAAAAGUUGAGCUGCCAGAAACACACACAUGGCUUGGAAAUGCUGGUCAGUUCCUGCUUGAUGAAUAUUACGCAGUGUUUGGAGCUGCUGCAAUUGUUGAAUGUGGCCUUUCCUUAAAUUGUUAUAAAAAAUUAUGCCUCCCUGGCUCUGACCUGACCCUGUCAGAUUUUGUCUGCUUCCCUCAACUGCUAUCUGUUGUACAUACUGCUGCUGUAAAUAAUGCUGUGACUGCUGCUCUUACUGUGAUUUCUACCAUUACUAAUGCUUUUUAAAAUAAUCAAACGUAUUUGUGCUGUUGCUGGCAGCUGUACACGGUAGAGACUAUCGCUUUCCUUUGAUCACCAGUGCCAGCAUAUCUAUUGUUUAUAGUGAUUCAGCUUGAAGUGGCUGCUUGUACAUACUUACUUUGCUAUGUCUCCGUUUUGGGUUGUGCUGCGUCUUUCUACGCGUAUCUGCAACCCAAUUCCCUGCUCAUACUGCUGAUUAGUGAUUCUUCUUUUCACUCACUCUUGACCUCUGCAAUGCUUUUCUUCUGCUGUAAAA
Messenger RNA from Sycon ciliatum, 1708 nucleotides. RefSeq names its product protein FAM50A-like. Lineage: Eukaryota; Metazoa; Porifera; Calcarea; Leucosolenida; Sycettidae. The transcript has 12 exons. Gene Ontology annotation, biological process: chromatin organization. The record is from RefSeq and is a predicted model, not a curated record. Gene Ontology annotation, cellular component: nucleus. Bases 115 to 1128 code for a protein of 337 amino acids.